AGAAGAGGAAGAAGAAGCAACUGAGUCUCCCAGCAAUCAAACAGAAACCCACUCCAGCUCUACUUCUCCUUCUGGUGAGUGUCGGAUUGCAAACAGAGAAAUCAACUGCAAGGGCCUCGGCAUGACUCACCUGCCAAUCAUCCUUGACCCGGAAGCCACGAAGCUGGACAUGGCAGAUAACAAGAUCAAAAGUAUUGCCCCAAAAGAUUUCUCGGGCCUGCUCAACCUGGACACACUGGAUCUGAGCAAAAACAAUUUGGAUGAUGAAUCAUUCAGCCAAAACCCCCUGUCUAACUUGACCUUUCUGAAGAAAUUGAACCUAGACAACAACCUGCUCACCAGGGUGCCGGCCUUGCCCUCCUCUUUGGAGGAGCUAAAAAUCAACAAAAACAAGCUCAGUGCAGUCACACCGUACUGUUUCAGAGGCUUGAAUAGUCUUUUAAAUCUGGAGUUGGAGGAGAAUGGCCUCCAUGAGGGCAGUGUGUCACCUCAAGCCUUCAGACCACUACAGAAGCUUCUGGAGCUCCAGCUGGACAACAACCGCUUCCGAUCUCUCCCCGUGGGCCUCCCACCUUCCCUACAGGAGCUGGAGAUUAAUGAAAAUCUGAUUGAGGAGGUGACAGAACAAGCACUGAGAGGUUGUAUUCAUCUGCGAGUUCUGGACAUGAGUCAUAAUCUGCUGCAUCAGCAAGGCAUUGACCCCCAUGCCUGGAGACAUGCCCGCUCACUGGAAACCCUGGACUUGUCCCACAACCAGUUCACCUCUGUCCCCAUGAAUCUACCCCGGCCUCUCCGUAAACUAGACCUGCAACACAACAACAUCACUCAAAUCCCCGCCUUCACAUUCCGUCACCUGCGGCCUGGCCUACAGUCCCUCCAUCUUUCCCACAACGCUUUGAGCAACGAGGGUGUACAGCGAUAUUCUUUUGUGGGUUCAUACCGCUCACUUGGCGAGCUCUUCCUAGACAACAACAGUCUGAGGGAGGUCCCCCGCUGUGUGCGACAGUUUAAGAACCUGCAGCUGCUCAGACUCAACAACAACCUGAUCAGGCGGUUGAGGCAGUGGGGAGUAUGUCAUCCUCGCAAUCCUGGCACCACCUUGGCUUCAGUCCACAUGGAGAAUAACCUGCUGGAGGUGGACAAGAUUCCACAGAAUGUCUUCACCUGUCUUACUGAUGCCAAGGGACUUGUCCUCCAGCCACAGAAAGGACACACAAAUAACAAAUAGAUCACUCAGGGGGACACACAUGAAGUACAUAAACAUACAUGUACAUGCAAUUCAAUGCAUACAGAUAUAGUUACAUCACUUUUUUCUAUGUUCUACAUUUCCAGUUCUGUUGAUUUAUUAUGUAGCUUGUGUAGACAGAUCAAGCUGCAGUGUUCUUAUCUGAAGGCCUCUUUUUUCACAUCUUAUAUUUUAUUCAGACAAAGACUUUACUGUCUAAAAAUGUAUGAAAGU
Sphaeramia orbicularis (orbiculate cardinalfish) is the source of this 1459-nucleotide messenger RNA. Its product is annotated as extracellular matrix protein 2. Gene Ontology annotation, molecular function: protein binding; collagen V binding; heparin binding. The transcript is spliced from 8 exons. Lineage: Eukaryota; Metazoa; Chordata; Actinopteri; Kurtiformes; Apogonidae. Bases 122 to 1228 code for a protein of 368 amino acids. Gene Ontology annotation, cellular component: extracellular matrix. Gene Ontology annotation, biological process: extracellular matrix organization; positive regulation of cell-substrate adhesion. The record is from RefSeq and is a predicted model, not a curated record.